CCGUAUACGUGGGCAUCUCUUUGGAUGCCGUCUGCAAACACGAUUUAUUUAUACACUUCUUACAUUGUCUCAUACCAAAUUUCCAUUUGAAUUUACUUGUUAUUGGCUGUUGAUUACAACUCCUAGAUAUCUGCUCAGAUCAGCACUGCUACAAAGAUUAUCCACCUGCAUAAUACCCCAAAAGUCAUAGAUGGAUACAUCUUCCAGCUCCCAAUCUCAGAGACUUGAUGAGCCAACUCCUGAGCCAUCCCCAACAACAUCAUCAUCAUACGAAGCAGGAACAGCAGCACCAUGGUACUCACUACCACCCGCAAACCAUCACAGACAGUCGAGAUCCAUUCCCAAUAUGCAGCAGUCUUAUGCCGCAUUUUCCCCAGUCCCCCAGGCCUGUUCAAUCCCCAUUUUGAGCCAGCCUUAUAAUUUCCAAGUACCCCAAAAAAGAAUAAGAAGUCCCCAAGACAUCGAGAAAUUCCAUCUGUCAGAUUCUGGAAGAACCUUCUUAGGUUUCAUUGUAGCACUCAACGAUUCAAUCAGAGGACACAAAAUCUCAGACCCUUGCAUUGAAUCCCCAAUCGUGAAAGCAAUCGUUGAGGUUUUAGAAACAAUGAGCAAUUGGGUGGAUGAGAUUCCCCCAUUGCAGCAGCCCGCGAGGUAUGGAAACCCAGCUUUUAGGCUUUGGCAGGAGAGGCUGCGACAAGAGGGGCUGGAGUUGGUGCUAAAACUUUUGCCUGAAGAGAUUUCUGGUGCAGUAAUUGAAAUUUUUCCUUACUUCGCUGAUAGUUUUGGGAGUGCCAUGAGGAUUGAUUAUGGAACAGGGCACGAGGUCAAUUUUGCAGCAUGGUUGUUGUGCUUGGCCAGGUUAGGUUUAAUUGUCGAGGAAGAUUAUCAGGCUGUGGUGUCAAGGAUAUUUGUUAAGUACCUGGAUUUGAUGAGACGGUUGCAGACUACUUACUGGCUCGAGCCUGCAGGGUCUCAUGGAGUUUGGGGACUGGAUGAUUACCAUUUUUUGCCUUUCAUAUUUGGGUCUUCACAGCUUUUGGAUCACAAGUAUAUAAAACCUAAGUCAAUACACAGUGAGGAGAUACUUAGUGGUUUUUCUCACGAUUAUCUGUAUUUUUCGUGUGUGGCCUUCGUGAAGAAGGUAAAGAAGGGUGCUUUUGCAGAACACUCGCCCAUGAUGGAUGAUAUAAGUGGGGUGGCUACUUGGGCUAAGGUCAACAGUGGGAUGCUUAAGAUGUACAAGGCAGAUGUGCUGGAAAAAGUGCCCAUUAUGCAGCAUUUUCUAUUUGGCUCGAUUAUCAAAUGGGAGUGAGCAAAAGAGUUUGUAGAGAAUGAAGCUUAUGCUUGCAAUAUUUUGCAGGCUUGCGAAUUUCAAUUUCCAGGGACUUUUCCAAGCAAAAUAUAAAAAGGAUGCUACACAUACAUGGGUCCUGAUGCUGUAUCAUUUACAUAAUCAGAAUUUACUUAUUUCCUGGACAAACUUCCAACGCUAAUUUUUGUUGUAUUUUUGGACUUUAAUGAUAAUAACAUAUGUAUUUUUUGCACUGAUGUAUCUAGAGACCCAUCUCCUUAUUGAUCUAGAGAAAUCCUUACUAGCAUCUAAAACCACCCAUAUAAAGUAACAGUGACAUUCACAUAGUUUGGACCUUAGUUACCAGAAACGCGACGGGAGAUCUCCGAAAGGCGUAUCGAAACGGGUUUCUCGUAGCGAAUGGCCGUUUCCAAUCACUAAUUUACAGCCAAUAAAAACUAGCACACUAUCUUUUUUCAAACUUCGACCAGUCCAGUUUUAUUAAUGCCAAAAAAAGAAACACUAGAGUUGAUGUUAAUUUAUUGAUUUUCAAGAACAGUUAACUAUCACAUUUUGUAAAGGGUUUCGGGGUCCCUUCAAAACCUGUUUUUGCCUUAAGCCAAAACUAUCACAUGAACUUAUGUUUUUUUU
Messenger RNA from Cryptomeria japonica (Japanese cedar), 1942 nucleotides. RefSeq lists its product as uncharacterized. The record is from RefSeq and is a predicted model, not a curated record. The transcript has 2 exons. Lineage: Eukaryota; Viridiplantae; Streptophyta; Pinopsida; Cupressales; Cupressaceae. Gene Ontology annotation, cellular component: nucleus; protein phosphatase type 2A complex; cytoplasm. Gene Ontology annotation, molecular function: protein tyrosine phosphatase activator activity; peptidyl-prolyl cis-trans isomerase activity. Bases 191 to 1312 code for a protein of 373 amino acids. Gene Ontology annotation, biological process: mitotic spindle organization.